GCAACACGCCGUCUCCUUCCCCACAUCGUCGUGAAUCCCCAAUUCCCAACUCACGCGCUCCGACGACCAAACCCUAACCUCGGAUCCCCGGAAGCACGCCCAAUUCCCCAACCCUCCCCUCAGAUUCGGCAUGCCAGCCCCCCGAAACUCCAGCCCGUGACCUCGCCGGAGACGAUGGCCUCGCGGCCUCUGCAUCCCCGCCGGAUUCGGCCCAUCGCCGCGGCCUCCCUGGUGCUCUUCCUCCUCUUCCUCUACACCCGCUCGGGUGGGGACUCUCCGCGGCUCCCGGGCUCCGAUUCGCGCUCGCUCCACCGCAGGUUCCUCUCCGGUGCCGAUCCCGCCAGCCCCGCCGCGUCCAGAGGCGGGAACCUUUCGGAGGUCACCGGGGUGAACGGCGAGCAGCUGGAGAACCCCUCCACCGCGUGCGCCGGCAUAUCGCGCCACGAGGGUUUCGGGUCCCAGUGCGAGUUCCUCCGGGCUCACCCGCAGUGCAGCUCCGGCGGAUUCGUCGACUAUCUGGACUUCUUCUACUGCAGGUGCGAGAGAUUCAGGCUGCUUGGAUAUGCCGUGCUUGCAGUGUGCCUAGCGGCGCUGUUCUACAUGCUCGGUAACACGGCUGCGGACUACUUCUGCUGCAGCCUCGAGAAGAUGUCGGCGCUCCUGCGGCUCCCACCGACUGUGGCCGGUGUCACGCUGCUCCCCUUUGGUAAUGGUGCUCCUGAUGUGUUUGCCAGUAUUGCAGCGUUUAUGGGGUCUGGCGCCGGGGAUGUGGGGCUGAACAGCGUGCUGGGCGGAGCGGUGUUUGUUACUUGUGUUGUUGUUGGGGCAGUGUCGUUGACCGUUGCAGAGAAGAAUGUGCAGAUUGAUUGGAGGUGCUUUGUGAGGGAUGUUGGAUUCUUCCUGAUCACCUUGGUGGCACUGUCGAUUAUGUUGAUUGUCGGGAAGGUGACCGUUUGGGGAGCUAUGCUGUUUGUGUCGAUUUAUGUGGUUUAUGCAUUUGUGGUUGCUGCAAAUGAGUUAUUAAGGAAGCACGCACGGAUGCUGAAGUUUGAUGUAGUCACACCAUUGCUUCCUGUGAGGGGAAGUAUCUUCUCACACGGACUAGAGGAGGAUGAUUCUGUGUACAGUUCACUUCUUGAGGAGGACACAAGUGAUGAGGCGGCCCAGGUAAACACAUCAUUGCCGCAGUGGAUGUGGGCUUCUCAUGUGGCUAUCUACUCAAAUCAGGGGAGAGAUGGUUCACCUGACAGGCCUUUGUGGGGUUGGAAUGAGGAAGGCAGAGUGGAUACCUCCACGCUUAACUACUCCAAACUGUUUCUGUUUUUGGAGCUACCCUUGACAAUACCAAGAAAGUUGACGAUUCCAAUAGUUGAGGAAGACCGCUGGUCACAAGAAUAUGCUGUUGCUAGUGCUGGCUUGGCACCUCUACUCUUAGCAUUUCUGUGGAACAGCCAGGAUGGAGUAUCCACGGGUGCCAGCGUAGCAGCAUAUGUGAUAGCUGGUGUUUUUGGGAUUGCGAUUGCUGUUCUUGCUUUUACAUUCACCAGUCCCGACCGCCCUCCAAGGAGAUACUUACUCCCAUGGGUGUUUGGAGGGUUUGUGAUGAGCAUCGUUUGGUUCUACAUCAUUGCCAAUGAGCUGGUUGCACUGUUGGUUGCAUUUGGAGUGAUACUUGGAAUUAAUCCGUCAAUCCUUGGGUUAACGGUGUUAGCAUGGGGCAAUUCGAUGGGCGACUUGAUGUCAAAUGUGGCCUUGGCAAUGAAUGGAGGAGACGGUGUGCAGAUUGCUAUGUCUGGCUGUUAUGCUGGGCCUAUGUUCAAUACACUUGCCGGCUUAGGAAUAUCGAUGCUGCUUGGAGCUUGGUCGACAGCACCCAACUCUUAUGUUCUUCCGCAGGACCGCUCUCUUAUUUACACGAUGAGCUUCCUGGUUGCUGGAUUGAUCUGGGCACUUGUUACGCUGCCACGGAGCGGUAUGCGGCCUAACAAGACGCUUGGGGUUGGCCUCAUUGUUCUCUACUCAGUUUUCCUUUUCAUUAGAGUAAGCAGUGCUAUGGGGAUAUUGCCACUCCCGGGCUUGAAUUAGUUGUUUGUGUCUAUUGUACAUGACUGUCCUGUAUACAGAUGAAAUGGGGUUGUACAUUGUUCCUCUGUUCUGUUGUUAUGCCUCAAAUUUGGUUGUAUGCCUGUCAGGCUUUCAGAGACAAUAAAGCCAGAGCAUGCCUGCAACUGGUCUACUUAUUUGUAAGCUUAAUCACCUUUCAUGCUGAUAGCAAUAAUCUAAACUUCUGCUGUGUCAA
This is a messenger RNA of Triticum aestivum (bread wheat), 2299 nucleotides long. Its product is annotated as cation/calcium exchanger 4. Gene Ontology annotation, molecular function: monoatomic cation transmembrane transporter activity. Gene Ontology annotation, biological process: monoatomic cation transport; transmembrane transport. Bases 175 to 2085 code for a protein of 636 amino acids. The transcript has a single exon. Lineage: Eukaryota; Viridiplantae; Streptophyta; Magnoliopsida; Poales; Poaceae. Gene Ontology annotation, cellular component: membrane. The record is from RefSeq and is a predicted model, not a curated record.